AUGGGGACGUUGGAAGAACAGAUGAAGGCGUUAAAGCGACAGCAGGCAGAGGUGCAGGCGUGGGAGGAGGAGGUGAUAAAGAGAAUAGGGGCAGUUGAGAAGCGGGAGUGGGAUGUUGCGAGGAAGGAGAAAGAGAUUGAGGCAAAGAUGAUGGAGAUGAAGGAACGGAAGGGGGAUGAGGGUGUGAAGGAGUGGGAAAGGGAGGGGGAAGAGGAAGAGGCAGAAUUGGGAGGGUUCAUGAGAGUGAGUUCGAGAAGAGAGGAAAGGGCUGGUUUGGGGGGAGCUAGUAACGCAAAGGGCUCGGAAGUGACUAUGAAGGAUGUGACAGCAGACAAAUCGCAGACGAACAGCAGUGCUACUGUUGAGAUCAUGAAGGGCGUGACUCUAGUGAAAGCGGGGAAAGGAAAGUCAGGAGCAGGAGCAGCAGCAAGAGCAGGAGGAAGAGAAGGGGCUGGGGGUGGUGGUGGCAGGGGCGUGCGGCAUGAUGUGAUGGAAGCACUUCAGAUGCUGAAGCUGGGUGUGAGAGCGUUGCAGGAGAACGUUGAGACGGUGCUGCACACUGAAAGCAGAGUGGAAGCGCAUCAGAUGCUGAAGCUGGGUCUGAGAGCGUUGCAGGAGAACGUUGAGACGGUGCUGCACACUGAAAGCAGCCCAUACCCUCAUGGCCUCAACACAACACGGGUGCAGCAUUCCUGCACUGAUGACACUAACCCUCCCCUUUCCCUGUUCCCUUCCCAGCCUAUAUCCUCAUGCCUUCAGCACGGGUGCAUUGUAGCGUCCCGUCACCAGUGGCACUACCCUUCUCCUUUCUGUGCGUCUUCCUCCCGUUUACCUAUUCUCCGUCCCCCCGUCCUCCCAGCCUCCACCCUCACGCCUUCAACGCGAGUGCAGCAUUCCUGCACCUCCCACUGGGCUCUAGGCCUCCACCCGCACGCCUUCAACGCGAGUGCAGCAUUUCUGCACCUCCCACCUGGCUCCACUGAAACUGCCACACCACCAGCAGCAGCGGGAGCAGCUGCAAAAGCAGCAGCAGCAGCAGCAGCAGCAACGGCAGCAGCAGCAGCAGCAGCAGGGCCAGAAGGAUCCCAUGCAGCAGCGGCUGCAGCCCCCAAGGCUCCAGAACCCCCGAAGCAGUUUGUGCGGCCGGCAGUGGAGAGGCCGCUGGUGAUAGCAGGCAUGGUGUAUAACCGCGUGUUUGAUGGGGACUACACUCGCUUCUGGGCGCUGCAUGUGUGGCAGUGGUUGGAGUACCAUCGCUAUGCAGGAGUGACUAAGUUCUAUUGGUACGACGAGGCCAGGAGCACCGAUGAGGACCAGGACGUGGUGCUAGCUCCCUACAUUGAUGCCGGCCUGGUGGUAUACCACCGCGUGCGGGAACUGCCCUUCGUUGGAGGAAAUUUCACGGAAUACCUGGAGAGAAUGUUUCGGUGCAAGCAGGGUGCUGCUUACAACCACUGGGUGAAGCAAUAUGCAUCCGAAGUGCACUGGGCCUUCCACACCAAUAUAGGUGACCUUUUCCCUUCUUCCACAUCAGAAAUUUACUCUCUCCCUUCCCCUCUCACCCUCUUCCCUUCUCGCUUCCCAUCCGCCCAGCACUAUGCAUCGGAGGUGCACUGGGCUUUCCACACCGAUAUCGACGAGUAUUUCUUUUCCCCGGCCGGCACGCCGCCCGGCUUUCUUCGUCACUACCUGCAGACACUGCCAAAUACGACAAUACAGGUUCUGGUCCAGAACAUGUUCUUCCUGGGGGAUCCAAUAGGUCCCGAUACCGACACUCUAUUAGAGCGCUACACCCUGCGCAUGCCAAAUUCUUCCGAGCGCCACCGCACUAAACCCAUUGGAUGGCUGCCUCUUGCAGUCAACCUCACAGACGACUGCAUUAACCCCCACGAGUGGCCUAUGCUGGAGAAUGGCCCGCCGCGAUUGGUCGAUACGGAGAUCUUGAGGCUGAAUCACUACUGGGGAGACCGCGCUGGGGUGAUUUCAGACAUUACCCCGGUUUAUACGAUGGAUGUUACGAUGAUGGACGAGUAUGGAGACGGGCUUGUGAAGGAUGAUUCGGCCAAGCCCAUGGGAGUGUGGCUGCGGCAGCGCAUGCAGGUGGCAUGGGCAUUCAUAUCAGCACAGGCGGUUCACAAGGAGAGGGAGCGACUCAGGAAACGUGUGGCUGAGGCUGCAGUGGCUGUGGCACCCGCUGUCCCGGUUGGUGCUGCUGAUUCUACCGGAGGUGCUGCUGAUUCUACCAGAGGUGUUGCUAAUGCCGCCAGGGGCACAAGCACCAGAGAAGCUAGAAGAGCCGAUUCUCUGCCUGCAGUGGCUGUGGCACCCCCUGCACAUGAUGCUGCUGACGUUGGGACUCGCAAAACGUCGUCUUCGCUGGAGUUGGGUGCAGGACGAGGUGAUGAGAGGAGUGAUGUGAGGGUUGGAGUUUCAGCAGCUGUAACAGCUGUGGUUGAUGAGAGUAGGAAUGGGUAUGAGAAAGGGAAGAUGAGUGCUACGGGGAUGUCAGCUGGUGGUGCUGCUACUGGAUUUAGUGGUGGUGGUGAGAGUAGAGGAAUAGCGGCUAAUGAAGCGGGUUAUGAUGCAAGAAAAAUGAGAUUGGGUCAACAACACGAGCUAUUGCAUGGAGAACGGACAGAUGACAGUUUUUUCAAGGAAGAUUGA
Messenger RNA from Closterium sp. Yama58-4, 2664 nucleotides. The record is from the annotation of a GenBank genome assembly. NCBI's taxonomy places the organism in Eukaryota, Viridiplantae, Streptophyta, Zygnematophyceae, Desmidiales, Closteriaceae.